AUGUGGGAGUUUCUGGGCGACGCCUCAGCGGACAAGCGGCGUGCCUUGGAAGAGGCGCCUCUGCAGGAUCUGGUAAAGCAGCAGCUGGAUUUGGUGCGGCAGCUACGAUCGGACGGACUCGAUGAGUGGCGAGGUGUGCAGUUGGAGCUGGGCAGGUUCCUCACUGGGGGCUUGAAAUCCAUCGCGGACCUGCUCUCGGCACCGGUGGGGAGGCAGCUGAUAUAAGAUAAUAGCGAAUUGUUCAUUGACCCGUGAUGAACGAUGAUGUAUGCAGGGUGAUGACUAA
This is a messenger RNA of Vitrella brassicaformis, 286 nucleotides long. NCBI's taxonomy places the organism in Eukaryota, Vitrellaceae. The record is from the annotation of a GenBank genome assembly.